CCUCCCUUUACCAACAUGGCUGCUCCCUCGGAGCACGAUGUGUCCGGACCAGUUGUUGUCAGUGCUAACAGUAACAGGAAGGUUUUCGGUGGCGGAAAAGGUACUGCUAGGCGUGUAGCUCACCAGAUACCAGAAGAAAUACUGAAUGAUCCGAAAAUUCAAGCUGCAGUGAAAACAUUGCCUUCUAACUACAACUUUGAGAUCUACAAGACAGUUUGGAAGAUUCGCUUCUCUGGCGCCAAGAGAGUUGCUCUGCAGUUCCCAGAAGGGCUGCUGCUGUUUGCCUGUACGGUAGCAGACAUCAUUGAACAGUUUACAGAAGCCGACACGCUGAUCAUGGGCGACGUGACGUAUGGUGCGUGUUGUGUUGAUGACUUCACUGCCAAGGCCCUGGGGGCAGAUCUCAUGGUGCACUACGGUCACAGCUGUCUCGUACCAAUAGACCGCACAGAAGGGAUACAGAUGCUAUAUGUGUUUGUGGACAUCAAGAUCGACACGCUUCACUUCCUGGAGACAGUGCGGUACAACUUCCAGGCUGGCGCCAAACUGGCGCUGGUCAGUACCAUACAGUUCGUGGCUGCCCUGCAGGGAGCCAGUCAGGAUCUGAAGUCAGAUUACCAGGUGACCAUUCCACAAGCCAAACCCUUGUCACCAGGGGAGAUCCUCGGCUGCACAUCGCCACGGCUACAAGACAUCGAUUCCAUCAUCUACCUGGGAGAUGGCCGAUUCCACUUGGAGUCCAUCAUGAUUUCCAACCCCGAGAUACCUGCGUACAGGUAUGACCCAUAUGAUAAGAAGUUUACACGGGAGUACUAUGACACUCCCAGAAUGCAUCAGGUCAGACAGGAAGCUAUUGCCCGUGCAGCACGAGCAAGGAAGAUCGGAGUUGUGCUCGGCACCCUGGGAAGGCAAGGGUCGCCCAAGAUUUUGGAGCAUAUCCAGGAGAAGAUCCAGACAUCAGGCAGACACUUCAUCACGGUGCUGCUGUCGGAGCUCUACCCAGACAAACUGAAGCUGUUCCACGAUGUUGAUGCCUGGGUGCAGGUGGCCUGUCCGAGACUCUCCAUAGACUGGGGAGCUUUCUUUGACAAACCGGUUCUCUCUCCAUACGAGAUGUCCGUAGCGAUGAAGUCGGUUCAGUGGCAGGAAGUGUAUCCGAUGGAUUUCUACGCCAAUGACAGUCUGGGUGCCUGGACGGUCAACAACGAGGCCAACAGACCGCCGCGCCCCCGGCGAGGGAGACCAGCUGGGAAGGAUGUGUUGACCUCAGGCCAGGGGACGAAGGCGGUGGCAUCCCAGGACACUAAAACAGAGAAGAGCUCAGGGACUGGGGCCAAAGAGUGCCCCGGGGCGGGGACUGGGGCGUGCAGGGGGGUGGGGUCAGGAGGAUGUGGAGAGCCAGGGUCAAGGACAUGCAUGGUGCAAGAUGUGACUGUUUCUUCAGAAAAGACAUUGAAAGACCUCACAAACUGUGAGUGCAAGUCAUGAUGAGGCUAGAAAUUUGCGGUUCAACCUCACAUGUACAUAUAGUGUACAGAUGUACAUAUAGUGUACAGUUGACAUAUAGUGAGUGUACAGAUGUAAAUAUAGUGUACCGAAGAUGGGAAUUGAUUCAAGCCUGGUUGUUGUGAGAGGGUAUACCCAGGUUGGAAUUGAAGCUGUUCACUGUUAGCCCAAAGAGGCCCUGUUUGUGUUCUUUAUAAGGGAUAAAUAAUCUGCAUUUGA
Molecule: messenger RNA, 1725 nt
Organism: Haliotis rufescens (red abalone)
Lineage: Eukaryota; Metazoa; Mollusca; Gastropoda; Lepetellida; Haliotidae
Product: 2-(3-amino-3-carboxypropyl)histidine synthase subunit 1-like
Exons: 11
Coding region: 16-1488 (490 amino acids)
Biological process (GO): protein histidyl modification to diphthamide
Molecular function (GO): 2-(3-amino-3-carboxypropyl)histidine synthase activity
Source: RefSeq, a predicted model, not a curated record